This is a messenger RNA of Strongylus vulgaris, 507 nucleotides long. NCBI's taxonomy places the organism in Eukaryota, Metazoa, Nematoda, Chromadorea, Rhabditida, Strongylidae. The record is from the annotation of a GenBank genome assembly.
AUGUCAUGCUCCUCUUUUGACUAUGAUUGUUUUUGUGGCACAAACUCUGAAUACAUCACCUGCCUUUGCUUUGUGCUGUCCCUCCUUGGCAGACGAGCUCUGGGUGCGGCGUCAUACAAUCGUCAUUCCAAUGCGGCUGAAUCAUUCUUGUGUGGGCUUCACGCAUUGUUCAAGGGCGACUUUAGAAUUACUUGUCAGCGUGAUGAGUGGGUGUUCGCUGACAUGGAUCUAUUACGAUGUGUCAUUUCACCUGCAGUUAAGAUGGCAAUGAAGUUACAUCAAGACCACUUCGUCGCUCCCGAUGAUUUUGAUGACCCCGAGUCCUUAUACGACCUAAUCGCCGAGCAUCAAACCAGGCUUUUCAUCUCCCAUGAACAUGAUCCAGCAUGGCGCCGUGCAAUAAUCGCGAAUACUCCAUCUUUAUUGGCUUUGCGGCACAUGUAUGAUGAAGGUCAGGAUGAUUACAAGAUCAUCAUGUUGAAUAGAAUGCACUUGAAUAUGAGGUUU